AAAAAAAAAAAAAAAAAGGAGUCCAUUUUCAUUAACGAAAGUUGAAACUCGGUCGGAAAUAAAAGGAAAAAAAAAAACUCGCCAUGGAAGAAAUGAUUUUAAAACAUCCGAACUAGAGAGUGGUGUUUUGAAGUGGUGUUAUCUCGAGGGCCAGGAGUGACUAUGUCUCCCCCAGUGGCGAGAAGGAACUGAAGAUCGAAAUUGCUGGGGUCUGCGACAUGACUUUCGUGGCCACGUUUGGGAACCUUUUCGUCCUGCUCUCCGUCGCCGUUCUAUGCAUUAAAGUGAUUUUGGGCGACGAGCAAGAGUACCGACUGACUCGAUAUCUUAUGGCCAAUUACGACCCUUCAGUGAGGCCUGCCAAGAACUCCUCCGAAGCCCUCAGCGUUGUCUUUGGCUUGUCUCUCCAUAGCAUCAUCGAUGUGGACGAAAAAAACCAGAUCCUGACGACGAAUUGUUGGCUGACCCAAAUUUGGACUGACGCCCAUCUCACCUGGAAUGCAACGGACUUUGGGGGCAUCCAUGUCAUCAGAGUCCCAUUCCAGAGAGUCUGGAAGCCUGAUAUCAUCCUCUACAACAACGCCGACUCCCAGUACACGUCGGCCACCAUUAACACGAACGUGAUCGUCACUUCGGCGGGGGAAGUGACGUGGCUCUCACACGGCAUCUACAGGUCCUCCUGUGACAUGAACGUGGAGCAUUUCCCCUUCGAUAUCCAGUCGUGUAAGAUGAAGUGGGCGUCUUGGACCUAUGACGGCUACCAGUUGGACCUUAUGAAGCAGAUGGACGAAGGGGACAUGUCGAACUAUCAAAGCAACGGUGAAUUUGACCUGAUAGAAUUCACAGCAAUGAAGAACAUAACUUAUUACUCGUGCUGCCCGGAGCCCUAUCCAGAUAUCACCUUCACCAUAAAGUUAAGAAGAAGACCGAUGUUCUAUGUUUUCAAUCUCAUCUUACCUUGCGUCCUAAUUAACGGCAUAGCGCUCCUGGUGUUUUACGUGCCAAGCGAAUCCGGAGAAAAGGUGACAUUGGGGAUCUCGGCUCUUCUCUCCAUGACGGUGUUCCUCAUGACCAUAAGGGAGAGUUUGCCCCCAACGGAGAAGACGCCGUUGAUCAGUAUGUACUACGGGGUGACCAUUUGCUUGGUCAGCUUCGCGUCGGGGAUGUCUGUGCUGACCUUGAAUAUCCACCACCGAGGGGUGCGAGGGACCGAGGUGCCCCACAUCAUCAAGAAGAUUGUCUUAGGCGGCCUCUCCAAGCUGGUCUUCCUGCAUUUUGAAAACCCAGUUCUGGCCCAGGAAGAGAAAAACAUCUUGCUUAAUCAGGAUAUGAAGCCUGACCUGACUCCCUGCUUCACCCUACAAGACCUUCGACCUGAACGAACCGUUAGACUAGACUCCAUUACCGCAGAAAAGUUCCACCUUCACGAGAUGGACAACACAGAGCACUUCAAUGUCUCACCAAGAUUUACUCCCAGGAGAAACGUUCCAACAAAUAACGAAGCUCCUUCUAAUACAUCAGCCGUAGGGCAACCUUCAGACUUCGAGUACCAGUUCCUGAGGGUCCUGAACAAAGUGUACCAGACGAUAGAGAAGAACGAGAUGCGGCUGGGAGAACACGACAGGAAGGAGGCGACUCGCGUUGAAUGGCAACAGGUGGCGUUGGUGUGCGACAGGUUCCUGUUGGGCUGCUUCUUGCUCUCGACGACAAUAGCGACCACAACAAUCCUUUUUUCGUCGCCUCACGGACCAUGACGUCACUUCUCUGCCGUUUUUGGCGACGCGAACGGUACCAGUGUCCAUUCCGAAUGACUGAACCGGUUGGCCAUGAUGCCCAAAGGUGUCCGAUUCCCAUCUCUUUAUUCAUGACCAUUAGAUCCAUCUUCACCAUAGCUUGGUUCCACCAUCAAAACUCACCCUGUCAAAUCGUGUACGUCCUCGAGUGAGAAUAUUUCGAUGCCGUCGAAACUUCAGUAGAAUUUUGAUCAAAUCAAGGAUCAUUCAGCACCGGAAUUCUCACUGUGCAGAUUAUUCUUCUCGUGUCUAACCAGCCAUCGAGUUUUCCCUUUGUUAGACACUCUCUUCCCCACUGCGUGACGGUGAGUAGACGAUGCUCAGCUUCUCGUCAGCCUUAGAAAGAAUAUACGUAAAAAAGAUAGUGCUGUUUGAGACUCAUUCUUGAACAGAGGGGAGUUCUCAUCUGUAUUUCGUGUCACUGUUGUCCCAGUUCUCUCGAGGAGAAGUUGUGUCUUCUAGAUGUGGUCAGUCACGUUGUCACUGAAGCGAAGCGUCUUCUUUCUCAGAUUUUGUAACUUUAGCCUCUGAGGAUGAAAUCGGUGCACCGCCAUUCUCAAACAGAAAUCAGUCUUAGCGUCUGGGGAACACAAAAUGCAGAUAUCGAAGACAUCGAUGUCGAGUUUAUAUUGUUGAAGAUGAACGGCAGUUUCGUAUAACGAGAAAAUACAUUUUCUCUUGGUGAGUUUCCCAAGAGCCCCAGAGUAAAGCCAAACUGGAAUACCGUGCAACUCAAAAUCUGACACUUUUGUGAAUUUUAUAUCAUUUACUUUUUUCGUACUCGCACUGUUGCUUGCGCCACUGCCUCCCAGGCUUUGCUUUGAUUCUGAUAACAAUCGUCAUGAGUUUUCAAAUCCAAAAGAUAUUCCUGAGGAUUCAUAACUUUUCUUUUUUGAGGGGCCCCGUGUUUGAGGAGAGAAAAGCUAAUCAGAUGGGUUUCACGUAAGCGUAGCCAGGCUAGGGAUUGGGGUCAUUUGCAACUGGUCCGUGCUCACUAGAAAUCUUUUGCAAAGAGAAACCAUUUAAUUAUGAAAACUGCAAAAGUAACGAAGACAUUAGAGUAUACAAUUGCAUGAGUAUACAUUACACCUUCUGCUAUGAAGAACCGGCGGCUGACUUUCAGCAGAAGCGUUCGAGAAAGGAUAGAGAGUCUGAGAUGGUCUGCGGAGGAUCCAUUCAUAAUGACUUCUGUAUAAGCAUUCUAACGAGCCUUUCUUCAUAAUUGAAUGAUAAUGAAAUUUGUGUGAAAGCAAACCUACCCCUUAACCCCACCUCCAUUACACAUAAUUUCUAACGGAAAUCAUUUUUAUUUUCAUUUAUCCGUACGUGUAUCGAAAGUUGUAAGAAGACGUGAAGAUUAUUAUUAUUAUUAUUAUUAUUAUUAUUAUUAUUAUUAUUAUUAUUAUUAUUAUUAUUAUUAUUAUUAUUAUUAUUAUUUCGGUAGAUGAAACUUAUUCACAAUGAACAAGCACAUAGGGACCAUUGACUUUAAAUUCAAGCAUCCAAAGACGGUUGGUUUCAACCUCCCACCGCAGACCCCACACUGCAGCAGUAACUGAUCCUGAUAUAAAGCCAGUGAUUUUCCACCGCCCUGGAGAGACGCGACCCCACGACAUUUGAGUGGCAAGGAGGCUUUGAAGACGUUUAAAUUUUUGCGUGAGGAAAGACAGAAAAAAUAGCUCUCAAAUGGCAGUUUUCGAAAGACUAGAAUUUUGACUUUUAGUGAGUCACACAUUCAUGUAUGUAUACAGCACAUAUACUGGGAUUAUUAAACGGUGGAAAAAUUGUCAGAUUUUAGUAUUGAUGAAAUGUGAAAAACAAAAUGAACUGAUAGGAAAUUACUCAUGAAUCUAAGUCUCAUCAAACGAUUAAUCAUAAAUUUGAUCAAAUAUUUACUAAUAUAAUCAAACAAAAUGGGUAUCCUGUACAGAUUGUUCACACAAUCGAAGAUUUUAAAGUUAGGUUUAAUUCACAAAAACAGAUAUCUUCAAAUUUAUGUUUGAAUUGACAUCGGAGACAUAAUCAGAUAUCCUUUAACUUUUAACGAUGUCAGUGGCUGAAGGGUCCUUUGUUGGAAUUCGAUUUUCGUCAAUGUGACAUCAAAACUUGAUGUUCGGAUUAAGAGUUGCCUUCAUAUAUUUCCUUCAGUGUGGAAGAAGCCAUGAAAAUGCUUUAUCAAAAAACACACACACAGAGAAACCUAUUGUAGGAAUCAUAAGUCUCAAGACUCCGGAUAAUAUUUGAUUGCAGACAGAUAGACGAGAGUGGAAGGAGAUAUAUGAAAACAAUCUAAUACUAAUUCCAACGAAAGCUAAAACGAUAACUUUGGGAAGCGGCAGAAAAGGUUCAUACUUCGUCAAAUUAAGUUCCAAAAUAAAAUAAAAAAUCAUCAUGAUGAAGUUCUCAGAAUGAUAGUCUUUGAAAACUCCUGCUCGACGCCAUUUAAAACGAAGGCAUUAUUAUUAAAUAAUAAAGAAAAACCAUUCCUCUUUGCUAGGUGUAAGAUGUCUUUCGUAUAUCCAGUAGACAUUCAUCUUAAUUACCAAGCGACAGCGAGAAUUUUCUCAUACAAAUUUCAGUUUACUUUUACAAACAACUGUGUGACUUUCUUUUACUGGUCAUUUUGUCAAGAAGUAACGAAGGGGUCAAUUAGGCCCCCGGUACUAAGGGCUUGAUAACACAUCCUUACCACCGAAAUAGCAAACAUUAUUUAGACAAGAAGUGUAAUGAAGCAGUAAGCAGUUACAUGUGCUUCUUCACAUCAUGUGAAGUUUGCCAUUAUAUCUUUUUUAUACGUACAAGUAUAAUGUACAUGUAUAAAUUCCCACUUUCAGAUAUACCCACACACUCACCCUUACACGCACA
Macrobrachium nipponense is the source of this 4658-nucleotide messenger RNA. Its product is annotated as neuronal acetylcholine receptor subunit alpha-10-like. Bases 219 to 1754 code for a protein of 511 amino acids. The record is from RefSeq and is a predicted model, not a curated record. Gene Ontology annotation, cellular component: postsynaptic membrane; plasma membrane; synapse. Gene Ontology annotation, molecular function: transmembrane signaling receptor activity; acetylcholine-gated monoatomic cation-selective channel activity. The transcript has 10 exons. NCBI's taxonomy places the organism in Eukaryota, Metazoa, Arthropoda, Malacostraca, Decapoda, Palaemonidae. Gene Ontology annotation, biological process: chemical synaptic transmission; signal transduction; monoatomic ion transmembrane transport.